Molecule: messenger RNA, 3898 nt
Organism: Oncorhynchus mykiss (rainbow trout)
Lineage: Eukaryota; Metazoa; Chordata; Actinopteri; Salmoniformes; Salmonidae
Source: RefSeq, a predicted model, not a curated record
UCUAUCCUCCCCGUCCUGCGGGCACCAGGACCGGCUGCUUGGCGUCUGUCUCGCGCCUGGCCGGUUGGAGGUUAUUUUUAGUGUCCGGUUGGUUCGUGUUGCAGUGUGGGGAGUCACGAUAGAUCAUUUUCCUCUACAGCCCAACCGGGAGACGCUCACGCCGAGUUACGGAGAAUCCUGGUAGAAUAACGGAUAUAACAGAUACGGGCCCUCCGUGAGCCUUAACCGGUGGAAUAACAAGCCCAGCUGUCCGGUAGGAAUUAAGGGACGACAUUGCCGAGCUUUUCUUAACGGAGAAAGGAUAUUUAAACCCCACGAACGCACCAUAGCCUACUGAAGCCGUUAUCAGAGAUGGCCAGCACCGGGACUGAGCGCGAGGAACCUCACGUUCCCCUGGACAAACUGAGACAUCCCGAGCCUGCAUUCAGAGAGGCGCAGAAGUGGAUCGAGGAGGUGACGGGAAAAAGUUUCGGUGAGAAGGACUUCCGGAGCGGCCUGGAGAACGGGAUCCUGCUAUGCGAGUUACUGUGUUCCAUCAGACCAGGUUUGGUCCAGAAAAUCAACAGACUACCGUCGCCCAUCGCUGGACUGGACAACCUGUCAGUGUUCCUCAGAGGCUGUGAGGAGUUGGGUCUGAAAGGUUCCCAGCUGUUUAAUCCGGGAGACCUUCAGGACACCUCCAUACAAGCCAACCUCAGGGACUCAGAAUGCAGUAGAAAACUGAAGAAUGUAUUAAUUACAAUAUUCUGGCUGGGGAAGGCAUCCAAUGUGUGUCCCUCCUAUGACGGCCCUGUCCUAAACCUCAGAGAGUUUGAGGGACUGCGAUCACACAUGAGAACGCUGAGUGAGGACAGGUCUGGGUCAGACAGUGUGAGGCCAGGUGUGAGGGACAGUGGUUACGACUGCUGGGACUCAGAGCGGAGUCAGUCUCUCUCUCCCCGACAACACACACGGGACAACUCCCUGGACAGCCUGGAUUCUUUUGGCUCGCGCUCCCAGACUAGCCCCUCCCCCGAUGUCAUCAUCCAUGGCAACAGUGAUGUUGACUCAGACGGCGAUGCCCCCAACAGGAAGGGAGAUGUCCGUCGUGAUGACAUGUUAGCUCGUCGUACGUCGGCCGGUGAAUCACGGACCUUUGUUCCCUUUAACCAGUUCCUGCCCAAUCGGAACGUCUCUGCCUACGUUCCCACCGCCAGACGCAGAUCACGGCCCCAGGAUGGAGAGCACGGCAGGUUGAGCAGGAGAGUGUCUAAGAUGUCUGAGGAGUUGGAGAGCAUAAGUAUAAUUAACAUGCACAGCGAGGAAGAGGGGGCGGGACUACUUCAGCCUCUCGGCCAAUCACGAUAUGACGGCAUGCAGGAACAGUACACCAAUCACCAGGAGGAGGAGGAAUGGCAAGACGACCUAGCCCGGUGGAAGAGUCGUCGCCGCAGUGCUUCUCAGGAUCUGAUCAGGAAAGAGGAGGAGAGGAAGCGGAUGGAGAGGAUGAUGAAGGAGGAGGAGGGAGGCCACACCCAGAAGAAGAAGAACAUCAAGACGUACAGAGAGAUCGUAGAGGACAAAGAGCGUAGGGAGGCGGAGCUGUGUGAUGCGUACAGGAGGGCGGGCUCUAAGGCGGAAGCUGCCAUGGUUCUCCAGCGUUACGCUCUCCGCUUCACCAUCAGUGAUUCAACGCUGGACAGUCUGCAGCUACCUAGAACCAUUACUACUGACCAGAACCCUGAUUCUAGAACACCUGCUACCAACCAGAACCCUGAGUUUAGAACCACUACUACCAACCAGAAUCUUGAGUCUAGAACCAUUACUACCAACCAGAACCCUGAGUCUAAAACCAUCACUACUGACCAGAACCCUGAGUCUAGAACCAUUACUACUGACCAGAACCCUAACCCUAGAACCAGUAUUAAUAACCAGAACUCUGAGUCUACAACCAUUACUACUGACCAGAACUCUGAGUCUACAACCAUUACUACUGACCAGAACCCAGAGUCUAGAACCAUUACUACUGACCAGAACCUUGAGUCUAGAACCAUUAGUACUGACCAGAACCCUAAGUCUAGAACCAUUACCUCUGACCAGAACCCUGAGUCUAGAACCAUUACUACUGACCAGAACCCUAACCCUAGAACCAUUAUUACUAACCAGAACCCUGAGUCUAGAACCAUUACUGCUGACCAGAACCCUGAGUCUAGAACCAUUACCCCUGACCAGAACCCUGAGUCUAGAACCAUUAUUACUGACCAGAACCCUGAGUCUAGAAGCAUAAUUACUAACCAGAACCCUGAGUCUAGAACCAUUACUGCUGACUACAACCCCGACUCUGACCCUGACAACCCAGAACGAGCUGGAAACGGACUAGAGGCCCUGCAGACUGACACAAAGCAAGAGCCCCGAGCCCCCCCCAAAAAACAAAUCUCUGUCACACACACCCAACACACACAGCUCCAAACCCAAAACACCCAACACACCCAACACACGCACACACAAAACCACUCCACACAAAGUCAGCACACACUCCCCCCUCCCAUCUCCCCCCCCUCCCGGCCCCUCCCUCUCCUAACAGCCAAGCCCUACUGCCAGCCACCAGAGACACAGCCUGGACACAAUCCUGUUAAGGUAGAUGGCUUGGUGAGGGUGAAUGGAGAGACUCUCCCGUCCUCCCCGCCUUCCUCAGCCCUUCAAUCCCCCUCCUCACCCAUUCACUCCCCCCCACCCACCGAACACCCUGGUGCCAAUCAGAAGACACAGGUGUCGGCCGUCAGCGCCCUGAUUGGAGGGAGGAACUGUGUUGUCACGACGACCAUUGUGACGGAACUUACCCAGACACACCUGCAGCCACGUCCGUUAGAUAUGCUCAGCAACACACAGGUGAACGGCUCCAUGGCAUUGUCAAGGAGAUCAGGGGAGGAGGCGGGGUCUGACUCUUCAUUGCUUAGUAACCAGCACACCUACUCAUCCUCGGUGACAGGAGGACUGGAGGGGAGCAGUGGGACGAUGGAGAGCCCCAUGUUGAACCUGGCUAAGCGUGUAGAUCACUGGGUGUGGAACCCUGAGGAUGAGAGGAGACGACAGGAGAAGUGGCAGCAGGAGCAGGAGAGAUUCCUACAGGAGCAGUACCUCAGGGAGCAGGAUAAACUGAAAGGGGAGUGGGAGAGAGCGCAGAGAGAGGUGGACGAGGAAGAACGAAGACACAAUGAAGAGGAGAAGAAGAUCCUGGAGGAGACGGCAACGGCCCUUUCUCAUCCACCUCCCACAGAGCUCGCUGUUCAGACAGAAGUGAUCGUUCCGGCACAACAGAUCUAUGCAUCAUGGGACUGUGAGUCAUCCAGGGGUCAGGAGACGUCUCUGGACCGCAACCAGCCCUGCGCCGUCAAGAGGUCAGGAUCGUAUGAGGGCCCACAUCCACCUUCAUCAUCCCCAUCAUCACCUCAACCGCCCUCCCCCAGCAGGUGUGUGAGUGGUAAGCGUCAGUGUUCAGGUUGCAAUCAGGCGCUGGGGAAAGGAACAGCUAUGAAUAUCGACACGCUGGGCCUGUACUUCCACCUAACCUGCUUUAAGUGUGGAGUGUGUAAGGUACAGCUAGGUGACACCAGUUCAGGAACAGACGUUAGGAUCCGUAACGGGCUGCUGAGCUGUCACGACUGCUAUGCCACAUCACACGCAGUUGGCCAGCCGACUACGCUGUGAUUGGCUACAGCCUGCAUCUGGAACCCUUCACAACAUUCUGGAACGCUGUGGAAUUCUCUUAACUGGACACACAAACUUCUCCCAGAUGAUGUCAUGGAGACUGAACUGUCUGAUGCUAACUGAUGCUAAUGGAGGCUAACUGCUAAGUGCUAGCGUUGUAGCUGAUCAACCAGUUUUUCCCAGACUGACUUGAGUACAGAGACCUGAAGCA